Messenger RNA from Racocetra persica, 171 nucleotides. Lineage: Eukaryota; Fungi; Glomeromycota; Glomeromycetes; Diversisporales; Gigasporaceae. The record is from the annotation of a GenBank genome assembly.
AUGUAUAAACAAGAAAUUAGUAGCAGCAAUUCAGAGUUUAGUGAUGAAUUCAAAGUAGAUUUUUUUUCAGAUUGUUAUAAAGAACAUUUAGUAGAUGAUUUAUCUGAAAAUCCUGAUCAAGAAAGUGAUAAAGAAUUAGAUUUUCAAGAAAAUCUAUCUGUAACCUCAACA